AUGGCAAAGGGGGCCGACAGGCCGCCCCAGUCGACGUGGGGUCUCCCCUACUCGACUGGGAGGAGGCUGACCAUUUCAGUUUUGAGGAUUCAGAGAGAUUCGAAGAAGAUUCCUUAUGCAGCUGGAGUUCAGAGCCUGAGAGCCUUUGCAACAACUGGCGAGGUUGGAGAAGAAAAGACAGUUUCAACACUAAGUGAACUUGCAGCAAAAUGCGUAGCAUCUCACAUACCAUUUGAAUUAGUUGAACAUGUCUAUCCACCGGUACCGGAGCAACUUCAACUCCAGAUUGCAUUCUGGAGUUUCCCUGACAGUGAAGAUGACAUCAGGUUGUACUCCUGCCUUGCAAAUGGCUCAUCUGAUGAGUUCCAGAAAGGAGAACAUUUGUUCAGAGACAGAGCAGUCAAAGAUGUCUUACAAAUUGGUAAGUAA
Messenger RNA from Spodoptera frugiperda (fall armyworm), 429 nucleotides. RefSeq names its product zinc finger SWIM domain-containing protein 8-like. Gene Ontology annotation, cellular component: Cul2-RING ubiquitin ligase complex. The transcript is spliced from 2 exons. The coding region runs from base 1 to 429 and encodes 142 amino acids. NCBI's taxonomy places the organism in Eukaryota, Metazoa, Arthropoda, Insecta, Lepidoptera, Noctuidae. The record is from RefSeq and is a predicted model, not a curated record.